UUUUAUUCUGCCGAACUACACUACACAUUUCAGUUUAUCGCUGCCAUUUUCGUUUUGUGGCACGGUACAGUGGUGGUCUGUGUAUGAAUUCGAUAAAAUAACUGGCUACUACUGCUAAAUUUGGUUGCUGUGGUUAUUCUGACUGUGUUAGAUUGCAUUUGUGAUUCGAAUGGGAUAAUAUACACUGUGUUUAUUACGUCACCUAAUCUGUUGACUUCUUGGGCGGAGAGGUAAUGCGAGAGAGGUAGCCGCGGUGUCAGCGCGCGCGCAGCCAUGCCGCUGCCCAAGCGCUGCGUGGAGCCCGUCCACGUGUCCCGGGGCAACGUCCCCGAAAGGCUGCCCGUCCCGUCCGAGCUCGAGGCCGUCACUAAUGGGACACUCGCUAACACUGUCAGGCAACUGUCUUCCUUAUCCAAGCAUGCAGAGGAUAUGUUCGGCGAGCUGACGCGAGAGGCGACGAACCUGGCCGAAAGGACGAACGUGCUGCAGGCCAGGAUAGACCGGCUCGCUAUCAAGGUCACGCAGUUGGACUCUGGGGUCGAAGAAGUGUCCCUCCAAGACAUUCAAAUGCGGAAGGCGUUCCGUUCCUCGCGGGCGUUCCAGCAGCAACUAUUCUCGCGCAACUCUAUGCCGUCGGCCAUGUUGGCGACAUAUGCGCGAUGCGACCGUCCGCCUCCGUUGGAGAGGCUAAACGAAUUCCGGGACGACGGACGGGACGCGAGAAAGUUCUAUACGGAUCCCGACUACUUCUUCGAGCUGUGGCGUAGGGAGAUGCUGCAAGACACUGAGAGGAUCCAGCACGAUAGGGGGAAGAAGGUGCGUGCGCCACGAAGCGGCGGCGGCGCGGAUUCCCGCGGCACCAGACGCGUGCGGGCCCCGCAUUCGACGCGCGAGCGACAGAAGGCGGCGGCGGUGACGCGCGGCGAGCACAUCAUGGCGCCCGCGCAACUCAAGCAGCUCGAGCCCGACCACGCCAAGCCGGACCCCGUGUACAUCUACACAAGUGUCCCGGACGGCAACUACAAGACGCCUCAGAACCGGCCGCCGUCGGCGCAGCCCGCGCGGCCCAACUCCAUCGAAAUCGAGAAACAGCAGAACAGGCAACCGAGGCUCACUGGGAAUGGGCACGUGCAAGAAGAGAGCCCGUACGGUUCGGUCAACGAGCCGAUAUACGGCGGCAGCGCCUGCGGCACCCCGCGCCGCCCGCGCCCCUCCGUGCCGCCGCCCGCGCCGCCCGCGCCCCUCCCCGCGCCCGACCAGCCGCCCGCGCUCACGCCCACCAGAUCAACGCUCCCGCCUCCGCCCCCGCCGCCCGAAGGCGCUUCGCCCCCGCCACUUAUGAAUGGAGCUUCGCCCCCACACCGCACCGCGCUAGAUGCGCAUUUGGAUCAUAUGCAUGCUGUCAUCGGAAUGAUGUCGUCAGAAGACGUAGUCGGCUCGUGCUCGCCGCCGCCGCCGCCGCCCGCGCCGCCGGCACCGCCGUCGCCGCCGCCGGCCGAGGACAGGCCGCGGCCGCCGUCGCCCGGCGCGCUGGCCCGCGGCGCCUCCAGCCUCAAGCCGCCGCGCCCGCCCGCCGAGCCGCAGCCCGACCCGCGCUCCGACCUGCUCAAGGCUAUCCGGGACGGCAUAAAACUGCGCAAAGUGGAGAAGCGCUGCGACGAAAACACGGGCCGCUACGACACGCUGCGCGGCGCGCCCGCCUUCCACGACGUCGCCUCCAUCCUGGCGCGCCGCGUGGCCGUCGAGCUGUCCGACACGUCCUCGGGCGCCGACUCCGACUCCGACGACUCCGACCAGUGGACCGAGAGCCGCGCGUGACGCCGGCCCGCCCGCGCCCGGCCGCCGCCCGCUGCGCCUGACCCCGCCCACAAACUCGCGUCUGACCCCGCCCACAAGCUUG
Messenger RNA from Ostrinia nubilalis (European corn borer), 1900 nucleotides. RefSeq names its product actin-binding protein WASF3 (gene SCAR). Gene Ontology annotation, biological process: actin cytoskeleton organization; positive regulation of Arp2/3 complex-mediated actin nucleation. Gene Ontology annotation, cellular component: cytoskeleton; SCAR complex. The record is from RefSeq and is a predicted model, not a curated record. The transcript has 10 exons. The coding region runs from base 274 to 1818 and encodes 514 amino acids. Lineage: Eukaryota; Metazoa; Arthropoda; Insecta; Lepidoptera; Crambidae. Gene Ontology annotation, molecular function: actin binding; Arp2/3 complex binding; protein kinase A regulatory subunit binding.